GCCACCAGUGGAGCUCUCUCUGCUGCACAACCUCUGUGCCUUAGCUGCGCCCUGAGCAGCCUGGGGCUCCUUCACAGCGGGCCUGGCUGCAGCCUUUCUUCCAGUCAGACGGGACAAGGGCUAUGAACGAGUCCUAUCGCUGUCAGACAUCCACCUGGGUGGAAAGGGGCUCCUCGGCGACGAUGGGCGCUGUGCUCUUCGGUGCGGGGCUUCUGGGCAAUCUUCUGGCGCUGGUGCUGCUGGCGCGCUCGGGACUGGGGUCUUGCCGGCCAGGGCCACUACACCCGCCGCCCUCGGUCUUUUAUGUGCUCGUGUGUGGCUUGACGGUCACCGACUUGCUGGGCAAGUGUCUGAUCAGCCCGAUGGUCCUGGCUGCCUACGCGCAAAACCAGAGCCUAAAGGAACUGCUGCCUGCCUCAGGCAAUCAGUUAUGCGAAACGUUCGCCUUCCUGAUGUCCUUCUUUGGGCUAGCCUCGACCUUACAGCUGUUGGCUAUGGCGGUGGAGUGCUGGCUGUCUCUGGGACACCCCUUCUUCUACCAAAGGCACGUCACCUUGCGCCGGGGAGUGCUGGUGGCACCGGUCGUGGCCGCCUUCUGCUUGGCUUUCUGUGCGCUCCCCUUUGCUGGUUUUGGGAAGUUCGUGCAGUACUGUCCAGGCACCUGGUGUUUCAUCCAGAUGAUCCACAAGGAGCGUUCAUUUUCGGUAAUAGGCUUCUCUGUGCUCUACUCCAGCCUCAUGGCGCUGCUGGUCCUCGCAACCGUGGUGUGCAACCUGGGUGCCAUGUACAACCUCUAUGACAUGCACAGGCGCCAGAGGCACUAUCCUCACCGCUGCUCCAGGGACCGCGCCCAGUCAGGCUCAGACUACAGGCACGGGUCCCUGCAUCCUUUGGAGGAGCUGGACCACUUUGUGCUGCUGGCUCUCAUGACAGUGCUCUUCACCAUGUGUUCCCUGCCUUUAAUUUAUCGUGCGUACUAUGGAGCCUUUAAACUUGAGAACAAAGCUGAAGGAGACUCAGAAGACCUCCAAGCCUUGCGUUUCCUGUCUGUGAUUUCCAUAGUGGACCCCUGGAUCUUCAUCAUCUUCAGGACUUCAGUAUUCCGGAUGUUAUUUCACAAGGUUUUCACAAGACCUCUGAUCUACAGAAACUGGAGCAGCCAUUCCCAGCAAAGUAACGUGGAAUCCACUUUGUGAGGGCUUUGCGUGUUCUGAUAAGCUGAAAAUACAGCACACAUUCAAAGAGCCGUGCUUGGAAAAGCCUUACAAUUUAAAUCCUUAAAAACUAUCUCCCAUGAAGAGAUGGAGAGAGGGAUCAGCACUGAAGAUCAUUUACUUCUCUUCCAGAGGACCUGAGUUUGAUUCCCAGAACCCACAACAGGUGCCUCACACCACUGUAAGUCCAGCUCCAGGGAAUCUUACACCAGUGGCCUGCACGGUCACCUGCACUCAUGUGCAUAUAACCACAUGUGAGCACACACACACACACACAGUGAGAGAGAGAGAGAGAGAGAGACAGAGAGAGAGAGACAGAGAGAGAGGGAGAGAGACUUAAAAGUAAUAAAAGCUAAUUUAAAAUAUCUCCCAUAAUUAAGACAUCUCAAAGGUAACCAAUUUAUAUGUUGUCACUCUGUAUCCAUAAACCCUUUUGGUCCAUUUAAAAAAAUGUGCUAUUAACAGCAAUUAAACUUUGUAUGUUAUAAACAAUGUUAACAGUGCUAUAGCAAUGAUUUUAAUUGUCUCAACAUUUGUACCUGAUGGUUCUAAAUGUUUAGGGCAAUCUUGAGACCCAUGGGUUUUUAAUUGAAAUAUGAUAGAAACAACACCGUCUCACUGUAGGCUUGUAAUUUUGUAGUGGGUAUUCUUGAACAAACCUAGCAACAUCUCACACAUUGUUACAGUAAAGCUUAACUUAUUUUGUAUCAUUGUUGCUCCUUUUUGUGGAUGGUUUGGUUUGGUUUGUUUGUUUGUUUUUGUCAAAUGACCUAAGAAUAAUCUGAAUUGUAGAUAAUAUUUAAGAGAAAUGAGUUGGGAAACCAGAUCAGGUAAGGUAUUUGGAGAGACCAUUUCGGGGGCUACAGGAAAAGACCUGCAAGUCCCAUGUAGUUAAAUGAAACAAGAUAUAACUAGGGUCAACAACUCAAAGUGGAAAAAGGAAACUGAUCUUUUGAAGUCUGGUCUGGAAGCAGGGAUGGCAAGGGUAGUCAGUAAUUUGCAUAAUGAGUCUAAGAUUUUCAAUUCAGGAAACCUUCAUUUUCACAUUGAUGGACUCUUUAAAGAGCAGGAUUUGUGUUUCUUGGGAAAACACUGGUGUAUGACUUACCGAAGAGCUGUAUUAUAUACCAAUUUCAGUCAACUCACAGGGCAUUGAGCACAGUAGGAGGCCCACUCAGGACAUAGCCUCUGUGAAGGGUGAUGGCAGUGGCAUUCACACCUGCCUCUUACAGCUUCAGUCUGCUGUUAGUAGAGGGAAUGAGAUGUUACCUGGGACUGCAGUGAGCUGGGCUAGCUGAACCAGAGUAAAAACAGCUCUGAAAGGCACUGGGAACACUUUAAUUACUCACUUUUGAGGUCACACAGGCCAGCAACACUAUAACCUAAAAAGAAAAUGUGUGGGGUGUGCGGUGGGAGAUGGGGAGUACCCCUGCAUUGGGAGAGAGCUGGAGCUCACAGCAAGAGCUUUGGACAGCUAUAAAGCAGUAGAUGGGGAUAGGAGAGAGUUUCCGAGUCCCUGAGCAUUCCGACACUCAGAUGCUGGAAUGGACGCAAGGUCUGCAGCAGGCAGUUCCUCUCAAAGACAAGAGGAGCUCCCAUAUUUCUUGGUCAGCAGAAAACCAAUUUUCUCAACUCUCAUUUUCCUGAGACCUCAGAGAUGGUAUUAACUUAGCUUAUGUAUCUAUGUAUGUAUGUAUGUAUGCAUGUAUGUACGUACAUAGAGCAAAACUGUGAAAAAGCCAAAUUAGGAAUAAAGAAAGUAUAAACUGAGAGUAUGACACAAAGAAAAAUGUUUUGGUUUUGGUUUAACUUGUGUUUCUAUGUUUAAUGUGAAUGAUGAUUUUUUUUUUCUUUUGGUCUGAGGAGGUGCAUUUUUUUCGUGUGUGUGUCCUAGUUUUAGAAGGUAUGCUAUGGUAACUGUCUAGAGAAUUUGAUAAAGUGCCAGAUGAAUCAAUAAAUGUGAUUUUUAUAAG
Molecule: messenger RNA, 3187 nt
Organism: Mus musculus (house mouse)
Lineage: Eukaryota; Metazoa; Chordata; Mammalia; Rodentia; Muridae
Gene: Ptgdr
Product: prostaglandin D receptor
Exons: 2
Coding region: 123-1196 (357 amino acids)
Biological process (GO): cellular response to prostaglandin D stimulus; response to lipid; G protein-coupled receptor signaling pathway
Cellular component (GO): plasma membrane; membrane
Molecular function (GO): prostaglandin D receptor activity; G protein-coupled receptor activity
Source: RefSeq, marked validated